This is a messenger RNA of Punica granatum (pomegranate), 438 nucleotides long. The record is from RefSeq and is a predicted model, not a curated record. NCBI's taxonomy places the organism in Eukaryota, Viridiplantae, Streptophyta, Magnoliopsida, Myrtales, Lythraceae.
AUGAUUUAUUUGAGGAAAAAGGUGAAGCUUGCUUUCAUCGUCCAUGAUGACUCCUCAAGGAAGGCCACAUUCAACAAGAGAAAGAAGGGCCUCCUCAAGAAGAUGAGGGAGCUCAGUAUUUUUAGCGGAGUCCCUGUGGGAGUGGUCAUCUGUGGUAAGAAUGAGUCCAAGCCUGAGGUGCGGCUACCAUCCUCUGUUUCGGUGCACAAGGACCAAGAGAGCUUCAUUCUGCAGAGGAUUGCAAUGGGCAAGGAGCAGUUGAAGAAGCAGAGGGAGGAUAAUAGGGAGAGGGAGAUUGCUCAUGCUAUGCUGGAUAUUAGCAUGUCGGACCUGAACGACCUUGAGGUAGUGAUUGGCCCAAUGAUGAGCCAGGUUUGUCAGAUGCAGGAGACGCUGAGCGAGGAGGGGCCCAAGGAGGUGAUGGAAAUUUGGAAAUGA